Molecule: messenger RNA, 527 nt
Organism: Drosophila subobscura
Lineage: Eukaryota; Metazoa; Arthropoda; Insecta; Diptera; Drosophilidae
Gene: Ssb-c31a
Product: RNA polymerase II transcriptional coactivator
Exons: 2
Coding region: 99-452 (117 amino acids)
Biological process (GO): positive regulation of transcription initiation by RNA polymerase II
Cellular component (GO): transcription regulator complex; nucleus
Molecular function (GO): transcription coactivator activity; DNA binding
Source: RefSeq, a predicted model, not a curated record
CGGUGCUUACCAACACUAAUGUCAAACUAGCGCGAAUUUUCACGCAUCGGAAUCUAGAACUUUUUCUAUUGAAAAUCUGUGAAUAAAAGAAAUUAAUUAUGCCGAAAAUAAAGAAGAAGCAACAUUCCUCAUCGUCCGGCAGUGACAGCGGCCCCGAUGACCGCAACCAGCCGGCAAGCAAGAAAGCGAAGGAAUCUGUAGCUCCAGCGGCCCCGGCCAAGAAGCCUGCCUCUGGUGGUGGCGGCGAUGGUGAGGCCACCACCUGGACGCUGGAGAGAAUGCGUCAGGUACGCAUCAACGAGUUCCGUGGCCGCAAAAUGGUCGACAUCCGUGAGUUCUAUGAAAAGAACGGUGAAACGCUGCCGGGAAAAAAAGGGAUCUGCCUGUCGAUACUGCAGUGGAAGAAACUGCUUGAACACGCCGACGAAAUCACAAAAGCAGUCGAAAACUAAUCUCCUCGUACGUGCGUACCCGCCAAAAUGUUAGCUGAGUCAUAGCAGAUAGAGUUUUGUUUAACUAACGUUAAA